Messenger RNA from Dendrobium catenatum, 3639 nucleotides. RefSeq lists its product as uncharacterized. Lineage: Eukaryota; Viridiplantae; Streptophyta; Magnoliopsida; Asparagales; Orchidaceae. Gene Ontology annotation, cellular component: nucleus. The coding region runs from base 316 to 3339 and encodes 1007 amino acids. The transcript has 6 exons. Gene Ontology annotation, biological process: DNA-templated transcription. The record is from RefSeq and is a predicted model, not a curated record.
AACAAAUCCAGUCCGAGGGUUUGAUUAGACGAAAUUUUUUUUCUUUUUUUGGGGAAAUUUGAGGGCAUAACCCAGACGAGUUCCAUUUUCCCUUUCUUCACCUUGGCCUCUGUCUGCGUCGAAACCCUCGACCAAGAGCCGGCGUAUGCAGUUCUUCUAUGAAGGGAGAAGGGAACAUAACGUAGCAUUAAGAUGGAAAUUUGCUCCUUUCUCCCUCCAAGCGAUUGAUCUAUUACUCGUUCUUGUCCUCCAAGCAUAGUUCGCAGAGUGAAAAGAGGGUUGAGCACUGCCGCGCGUCAGGCACUCGCAGAGAGUAUGUCCUUCGAGCUGAAAGAACUCAUAAGUCUAGAUCAUUAUCUUCUCUUGAUAAAGUCUACCUUUCAAGGAAAAAUGUUGGACAAGGAAAGAAACAUGCUUUUCCCUGAUCGAAGUGUGAAUUUUAGUUCUGGUGGUCCUGUUGCACCUCAUUUGCAGAAUACUGAUUUUACACCUUCCAGUUAUUUUAUCGGUAUGAAUAGCCUUGAAGAGACAUCGAAGAGUAGAAAAUUUAUGAAUUUGGAUGGUAAAAAUCAUCCAGAUGUUUCUACAAUACGUACUGGAAAUAAUCAGUAUUAUGAUAGGAAUAUUUUUUCUAUGCCGCGGCAGCCUGACUUUGAAAAUAUUAAUAAGGGGCUGUUUUCCAAUCCAAGACAACCCUACUUUCAACAGAAGGAAUCUGCCUUUUUUCAUGAAACUUUCAAGAAGGAAGUUUCCAACUUACAAGACAUUGAUCACAUUGCAUGUGCCAGACAGUCAGAACCAAGUGGAUUCCGUUCAGAAUAUAACUAUGAUGUUUUGAGGACUUUCUUGCAUGCCCAAGAAAAGCAGCAGCGUGGUGUGAUUAUUCCUCGUUUACCCGUAGUAUUAGAACCUUCUGGUCAUGAGGUAGCUUGUCUUGAAAAGGAGAAGCUGAAGAAGAACGAUGCUUAUACUUCGAAGGAUCUUGAAAACAGAUAUUUGGGGAAACAGGAUGAAAACGCCACCGAAUAUAAUAAUAGGCCUCUAGUUGAGAGAAGUUUAUGUGUUAAUGAUUGCUUAAAUAGUGAAAGGAUUACCAAGAUUGGUGAUGGAAUUCCUGCUAACAUGGACGAACAGAACAAGCCUACAAAUGGCAGAGUAUCCCCAGCAAUUUCUGAAAAAAUCUGGGAUGGGUUACUUAAGCUCAACACUUCCACAACUGUGCCUGCGGUUGCCUUCUUCAAGAGUGGUGAGAAAGUUCAAGAUAUCAAUUGGCCUGCCCAUCUAGAAAUUAAAGGAAAAGUACGAUUGCCAGCAUUUGAAAAAUUUAUUCAGGAGCUUCCUCGUUCUAGGAACCGAGCAUUGAUGGUAAUAUCCCUUUGUUGGAAGGUUGGAUCUUGCAAAAGUGACCUGGCAGGCAUGAGGGAGGUUGCAAAGGGUUAUACGGAAUCUGAGAAGGUUGGGUUUGCACAAAUAGCUCCAGGCUUCGAUCUUUAUGUAUGCCCUCGUAAUGACAUCAUAAUUACUAUACUCGCUAAGUAUGGUUUUUUCAAAGGAAUGGCAGCAGUUGAAGAAGAUCAGGAUUCGUUAAUUGGUUGUGUUGUAUGGCGUAGAAGCCAAUCAUCCACAAACUACGUUUCUAAAGAUACAGCGGGGAAGAAAACUCUCAUAGAGCAGCCCCUCAAUUCAACUGGAACACCCAUUCAAGGAAUGAACUCACCUGCCAUGGAAGCACGUGAAUGUGAAAAGAAGCAACUUAUGCCAACUGAAACAGAACUAAAAGCAGCUUUGGACCUGCCUGCUUCUGGGGCUAGUACAGUCAUUUCUCUGACUGAUAAUACAAUAUCUAUGAUUACUGAAAACAAAUCUGCACUUUCAAGUAGCAAUUUACACCAUGCCAGCAUUUUCCAAGGUGGUUCCGUCCAAACAAUAUCUUCUUCAAUCCCAUACAGUUUUCCGGUAGUACCAGCUCAGCAGAAAACUCCUGAGAGGCCUUCUUUGAACUUGUUGCAGGAGAAUAGGAAGCCAGCUGACACUAUUCCUCUAGCACAGAAUUCAGGAAAAGAUGAAGCAGUUCUGGUUUCAAACUCGUGGACACAGUUUGCUUUACCUUCUCAAAUUGCUCCUGCAGUUAUGCUGGGAAAUUCUCUUUCAAGCAGUGUUUCACAGAGCCUUGGAAACUUUGGCUCUGGUCCUGCUCCAGGACCCAGGCCUUUAAUCCCUGUAAAUUCCUCAAAUUUUCAGUUUCAGCCACAAGUGGAGCUGAAGAUUCAUUCCAGUGCUGGGAGUGAUUCAAACUGUGCUGGAAAGAAUCUUGAUCCAUGCUUUCAAGCAACACAACCUGCUCUUCUUGAACGGCCUCCUUUACCGCUUGAGCUCCUGCAUAGACUCACCCAGUCAAAUGAAAACAUACCCAAGGCUAUUAUUAAUGGAGGGAUGCUACAAGAUGAGAUUCAUAUCAUGCAUCAGAUAGUAACAAGAGGACCCCAUGAUGUUUUGGAGACAAGUGCGCCUUCUGUUCCUCAAAUUCAGCUAACUUGUGAGGGUUCCAAUAGUGAUGGAAAAGAAAAAGAAAAAGAAAAAGAAGAUGAUGAUGAUCUCCCAGAAUUUGACUUCAGUUCUGCAUGUGGAGAACAAGAAGCGCCCAUUAGCAGAUUUGUUCCCGGAUGCUCUCAGCAAACUCAUUUCCUCAAUGCGCCGCCUCGAAAUGAAAAACUCUCAUUUGAAGCACCUUGGAGCGCAGGUGAUCCCACUUCAAUAGAAACAAGCACAAAGCCGUUUGAGGCCUUGCAACAUAGGCCUAAGCUUUCAACUUUUCCCAGCAACUUACUAAAUUCCAAUGAAGGACUUUCCCUUCCCAAAAACUUCGGAAGGUUUAUCUCUGAGAAGACUCCUUCAACUGAGCGUUAUCAGUUAACCUGUCAGCCGAGUUUCCUGAAGGAAACAAAGGAUUUGGGUAACAAUCCAAGGCAUGGAUUUGGUUUGGAACGUAAAAGCCUCUGGGAUGAUGACGAUGAUGACAUGCCUGAAUGGUGCCCACCCGACCUUGAGCUUCCCGAUGAGCCACCUCCGAUUGCAACUAAAUGUGCACCGUUAUCAUUUCAUCCUUCUCAAAGCCAUGAUUUGCAGCAAAGAUCUCGGCCUGGUUUGCUCGGGCCAUGCCCUCCCUCUGAAGCCCCAGCAAGUGGAUCACUGCAAACAAGACCUGUAGAUGAAUUUGUACGGUUUAGUAAGCCUCCAUUGGGAUCUCGUCGUCGCAGAGAUUCCUUGAGACCUCAAGCAGAUAAAUUUAGUAGGAGACAAACUCCUUAUGCUGCUGAUGGAAGGCGGCAUAGGCGCUAAAACUCAGUUCAAAUCCUGUGAUUAUUUCUGUAUCAUUAUGUGAUAAAGGUUGGGGGUGGGUUUAUUCUUUCACUCCUUUGUUGUCUCUGUAACCAGUAAACUGGUCUUUGCAUAUUGGCAGUAGUAAUUGUGUGCUUUCUUCACUAUGGAUCUGAUCUCUUCGAGAUGUAUUUGUUGCGUAAGGCAACAGUUCCAGUCCUUGAAUUAUAAAAACUUAGUGAAGUGUUUAGUUUCAGUCAGGUUCCUUCCUUCAACUCUACUUGCAUUUAUGUCUAAGUAGCCAAAUGAUGCCUUAAAGUU